AAAACUGCACUGUAGGUGAUUUCAUGUGGACUUUGAUAAUGCUUCGGCGGCCAAAAUAACAAGAGCAAAAGACUCAUCAUCAGAAUCAUCAUCUUUUCAUUUUUUGCACGUAUUUCAUGAUCCCUGACCGAACGGUUGCCAUUUACUGUACAGCCUCCGAGGCUGUUGAACCGGCAUCCGCCGAUGUUGGGCGCCCUAAUAAAUAAAUAAGUCCUGAGAGGAGAGACUGCUGAUGUCAGGAGCUUCGGUGCUGCAUUUGCUGCUGCAGGGUGGAUGAAGAGCUCGAGCCGCUUCACACGUGCGAGCCUGACGGACACCAUGCAGACCGUCGUGCUCGCCUCGGCGCUGGUCCUGGUCCUGGUCCUGCUCCUGGCCGCUCCGGGGAACGCGGGGAAGAAGGUUUUCAAGUGCCCUUCCCCGUGCAGCUGCUCCAAGGAGUCUAUUAUCUGCGUCGGGUCUUCGUACGUCCCGCGAUUCAUCCCCUACGAUGUCAGCUCGCUGAGCAUCGUGAAUGGGACCUUCUCUGAGGUCAGGGAGGCGAUGUUCUCACACAUACCAUCCUUACAGUUACUGUUGCUGAACUCCAAUGCCCUCACUACAAUAAGGGACGAUGCAUUUUCUGGCCUUCCGCACCUGGAGUACUUGUUCAUAGAAAACAACAAGAUCGAAACGACAUCAAAAUACUCUUUCAGAGGACUUAGGGAUUUGACUCAUCUGUCUUUGGCAAACAACAACAUUAAAGCUUUGCCCAGAGAUCUAUUCAUUGAUCUGGACUCAUUGAUAGAGCUAGACCUGAGGGGGAAUGUUUUUGAGUGUGACUGCCGAGCGAAGUGGCUGAUGAUGUGGUUAAAGAGCACUAAUGCCACUGUAUCAGACGUCCUCUGCGCUGGUCCUGAAGAGAUGAAGGGCAAACGUCUCAAUGACAUGGCGAGCUUGCAUAACGAAUGCAUCUCUACAGAUUUCAUUCCACUCCACUCUGUGUCUACCGAGUCUUUGUCUGUGGACACGUUCUCCCACAAGAACGACGUGUAUGUGGCCAUCGCUGCUCCCAACAUAGAGAGCUGCAUGGUGCUCCAGUGGGACCACAUCGAGAUGAACUUCAGGAGUUAUGACAACAUCACAGGUCAGUCCAUAGUGGGCUGCAAGUCUGUGAUCAUCCAGAACCAGGUGUUUGUCAUCGUCGCUCAACUCUUUGGUGGUUCCCACAUCUAUAAGUUUGAUGAAGACCAGAGCAAGUUCACUAAGUUCCAGGACAUUGAGGUUUCCAAGAUUUCCAAGCCGAAUGACAUAGAGGCCUUUGAGAUCGGCAACGACUGGUUCUUCAUCAUCGCUGACAGCUCGAAGGCCGGUCUUUCCACCCUCUACAAAUGGAACGACAAGGGCUUCUACUCUUACCAGUCGCUUCACGAAUGGUUUCGAGAUACUGAUGCAGAGUUUGUGAAUUUGGACGGUAAGGCCCAUCUUAUCCUAGCGAGCCGUUCCCAAGUACCGGUCAUCUAUCAGUGGAGCAGGAGCACUCAGAAGUUCGCUUUACAAGGAGAGAUCCCAAACAUGGAAGAUGUAGUCGCUGUCAAGACCUUCUGGAUCAAGGAGGAUCUUUACCUGGCCAUGACCCGAUACAUCGGCGACUCCAAAGUCUUGCAUUGGACUGCGAAGGAGUUCUCUGAGGUCCAGGCCCUUCCUUCGAGAGGCUCCAUGAUCCUGCAGCCGUUUUCAUUCAAAGAAAGGUACUACCUGGCUCUGGGAAGUGACUACACCUUCUCGCAGGUCUAUCUGUGGGACGCAGAGGAGAAGGUUUUUGAACGUUUCAAGGAAGUCUACAUCCAGGCUCCUCGUUCCUUCACGGUGGUCUCCACCGACCGGAGGGACUUUGUAUUUGCCUCGAGUUUUAAAGGCAGCACACAGAUCUUUGAGCAUAUCAUCAUUGAUCUGAGUCUUUGAGUGGUACAGUGUCGUGGACAGAGUCGCAGUUAAGGCACGUCAGCAACCCUUCCUUUAGCAGUUGGACGUUUUUCUGGAAAGGCAAUUAGUGGGUUUUAAGAAGAGGGAGGUCUGGGAAGCAUAAUCAGGUUCACAGUAAUAAGUAUUACAUCAUGCAUCUUUGUAGUUUUACAUCGAUUCUGGGAAGGUUUCGACAUUUUUGUUGUACUACUGUGUAUUAGAAUUGUUAUAUAUAACAUUUACUCAUCCCUGCUGAAUCAAAGGACAUUUUUGCCGAAUGUAUGGACUGCGGAAAAGAGUUGCACUUGUCACCUGUAACUACCUAAAACACUCUACAUAACGAUAUAUACUGUAAAUCUGAGAGCCUUUAAAAACUCUGUAUGCAACAGCUGAUACCGUGCAUGAUGUGGCUGCAGCAAAUAAAAAAUACAAUUUUCAGAGCAAGCAUGCAGAUCAAAUAGUGAUACGGGUGACAAAUGCAGUCCUAUUAUCUUUAGAGACAUUUUACCUCAUUUUUCAAUAUUUAUUUAAAUCAUGUCCCCCUUUUGGUCAGUGGACUGAGUUGUGAUGUCAAGUAAAGCCUCUGUCAUAUUUAUUUGGAUCUGUUAACAAAUCCAAACUUGUAUUUCAGUUGUCUGAUUUUAGGCAGAAAUGCGUUCCUGUGGUUGGUUGUAAUGAAUUCAAAAAGUCAAAGUCUUUUGUGAAAGAAAAAGAUCGUCUAUGCUUCAAUACAGGGAAAUUGUCAAAAGCACAAACCUUUAAAUUUAUCAUAGUUCUGUUAAUAAAGAAAGUGACUUAAUCUUACUCAUUACCAAUUUAAGAAUGUGGUAAACUGAUUUUGGACAUAUAUCGUGCAAUGAAUGUAAAAAGCUUUUUAUUUUAAGUACUAGUGACGAAUGUUAAAUGUCUGACUUAUUUUAUAACAAGUGCGUUAAAAUAAGAACCUCAUUUUCUUACUGUUUUGCAAGCUGAGAUACGGAGAGAAGAAAAACACAACCCCAAAUAAUGACUGCAGCCUGCAAAAGCAUGAUAUUCAGCUAUUAGUAUUCAAUACCUUAAUCUUACUAAAAAAAAGAAGAAUCAAAGAACAACUCUUACUUGAUCAUAUGAUGUUCUUAUUCGUACCAGUUUUAGCUUAUUCUGAUAUGCAAAAUAGAAUUUUAAUUUUGUAAAUCCUUGUUUUUAUUCUCAUUUGUUGAAUGUUAGACAUGUUUUUAAAUACUAAUGUAAAUAAAUGCUUAUGAACACUGA
This is a messenger RNA of Puntigrus tetrazona (Sumatra barb), 3192 nucleotides long. RefSeq names its product leucine-rich repeat LGI family, member 2a (gene lgi2a). The coding region runs from base 274 to 1941 and encodes 555 amino acids. Gene Ontology annotation, biological process: inhibitory synapse assembly. The transcript is spliced from 8 exons. The record is from RefSeq and is a predicted model, not a curated record. NCBI's taxonomy places the organism in Eukaryota, Metazoa, Chordata, Actinopteri, Cypriniformes, Cyprinidae. Gene Ontology annotation, molecular function: protein binding.